Molecule: messenger RNA, 933 nt
Organism: Astyanax mexicanus (Mexican tetra)
Lineage: Eukaryota; Metazoa; Chordata; Actinopteri; Characiformes; Acestrorhamphidae
Gene: ssr4
Product: signal sequence receptor, delta
Exons: 6
Coding region: 107-613 (168 amino acids)
Cellular component (GO): endomembrane system; membrane; endoplasmic reticulum
Source: RefSeq, a predicted model, not a curated record
CACCACAGCACUGACGUGUCUGUCUGUAUUUCAGUGAGGGAGUGAUGAUUGGUCUCUCUUUCAGAAAGCUCAGUUCUCUGUGGUUACUUCAGCCUGAGAAAUCAACAUGAUGCGCCUCGUUUCUGCAGUUCUGGCUCUCUGUCUGAGUCUGUGUGCGGCUGAGACCUGCACAGAUCCGGUCAUCUCCACCUCCUCAUACACAACAAAUGAUGCAGUCAUCUCCUCUGAGACGGUCUUCAUUGUUGAGCUGAGUCUGGCCUGUGGAAAUGGAGCCCAGAGCCUUGCCCUUUACGCAGAUGUCAGUGGCAGACAGUUUCCAGUGACCAGAGGCCAGGAUGUUGGAAAAUAUCAGGUGUCCUGGAGCGCUCCCCACAAUCAGGCUGGUUCAGGCACAUACCAAGUCAAGUUCUUUGAUGAGGAGUCCUACAGCAUGCUGCGCAAGGCUCAAAGAAAUAAUGAAGAUGUUGAAGCCAUUAAGCCUCUCUUCACUGUUAAUGUAGAUCACCGGGGUGCAUGGAAUGGUCCGUGGGUGUCUACUGAGGUCCUGGCUGCUGUCAUUGGCAUUGUUUUGUACUACCUGGCCUACAGCAGCAAAAACUCAAUUCAAGCAUAAAGAUAAUUCAGUGCUAAAUAGAUAAAUAAGCAAUCUGACAUUUAAAAAAAAUAAAUACCUCCUUAGCAAGUUUAUAUUGCCACUGCACUGCAGCUCAUUCAGUGAGGAUUUAUUAUGCUAGCGCUGCGAGUCAUUUGCUCAAACCAGAGGACUGUAAUAUAAUAAUGCAGGUUGGAUGUAGCCUGAAUGCCAAUUGUCAAUGUGUUAAGAGUUAUAAAAAUGUUCUGUCAGGCUGAUACUCUGUGGUGACAUUCCGCUGUUUGGAAUGUCUGCAUUUCAAUGAAAUUCAUUGAAUAAAAAUAAACCAUUUUUUAAACUUU